Paramacrobiotus metropolitanus is the source of this 2024-nucleotide messenger RNA. Its product is annotated as myosin light chain kinase, smooth muscle-like. The coding region runs from base 701 to 1705 and encodes 334 amino acids. NCBI's taxonomy places the organism in Eukaryota, Metazoa, Tardigrada, Eutardigrada, Parachela, Macrobiotidae. Gene Ontology annotation, cellular component: nucleus. Gene Ontology annotation, biological process: positive regulation of apoptotic process; intracellular signal transduction; protein phosphorylation. The transcript has 10 exons. The record is from RefSeq and is a predicted model, not a curated record. Gene Ontology annotation, molecular function: ATP binding; protein serine/threonine kinase activity.
CCAUGCAAAGGCUACCCACCAUAUUCUGCACUGUAACUUGAUGUAAUUUAAAAACGUGAAUAUUUCUGUAUGACCGUUAGGAAACUCCGCUGCUAUAUAUUUUGCGCUGGUGCUGUCAUACCGGAACAGCGUAAAUGGUACUUUCACAGAACCAAGAAAGAUGGGCACAGUGUCUACUGUUCAACAAUUUUGACGUUAUGAUCUCAGCUUCUCAAGUAUCCACGACAGCAUUGCAUCUAAAAAUAUACCAUGUCGGCGACGGCCGGGCAGCAGCUAUUCUACAUUUUUCUCCUUUGCAUCCAUUGAGUUUUCUGCCGCUCUCGGCCGUAAAUGCACGCACGACAGCGAAUGACUUUUUUGCUCGUUCCGACUCAAUCCUCGCGACGUGCGUCUCCACUGUGUGAGGCCGUACUUAGCACAGCAGCAUCUAUCUGACGGAGUACUUCAGCGACAUGACAAAAUGAUUUGCUUAUCUAAACCAUUUCUCGCCAUGUAACCCCGUACAGUGCGUGUGCGUAAAUUCCCCCUACCUCACUGCGCACGUCCACAUCACAUGGGCAUGACCUUGCUGUGUACGUGUUAGGCCGAGAGAUCUAGUGCCUGUUUAAUUAGAUGUCCGUGAUGUUCGUUGCUCUUGGUCACUUUUAGUAGACCUGGAUUGGAAACACUAGUGCAGACCUCAUCAAAAAAUUCUUCCACCAUGAGCAAGAAGAUCGAUGAAACCGAAUCGGAUAAUGAAGAACAUCAAAGUUUUGAGGCACGAAGUAUUACCAUCAAAACGGACAAGAAGAUGGCGCAGUUUUACGAAAUUAUGGAAGAAUUAGGACGAGGGAAAUUUGGAACAGUAUGUAAAUGCCGCGAGAAGGCAACAUCUCGCAUUCUGGCAGCGAAAACGAUUUCCGUCAAACGGCCACAGGAACGAAAGGAGGUCGAAAAUGAAAUUGAGAUUAUGCGCAGUCUACAGCAUCCGCGCCUGCUGCAGUUGUACGAUGCUUUCGACGAUGGCGGCACGAUGGUGCUGGUGAUGGAACUCAUAUCAGGUGGUGAAUUAUUUGAGCGGGUGAUUGACGAUGAGUUUAUCCUGACGGAGAAAGUGUGCACAAUCUUCAUGCGACAGAUUUGCGAAGGCGUGUCGUUCAUGCACGACAAAAGUGUCAUCCACUUGGAUAUGAAGCCGGAGAAUAUCCUCUGCGUAACGCAAAAUGGUAACCGGAUCAAGCUGAUUGAUUUCGGUCUGGCCCGCAAGUACGAUCCCAAGACCAACGUAAAGGUCAUGUUCGGGACACCGGAGUUUGUCGCACCGGAAGUCGUCAAUUUCGAACCAAUAUCCUUUGCCACCGAUAUGUGGAGCGUUGGCGUUAUAUGUUACAUUCUGCUUUCCGGUCUUUCACCAUUUAUGGGCGACAACGAUGCCGAAACGUUAAGCAAUGUUACGCAAGCAGAAUGGGAUUUUGAAGACGAAAGUUUUGAUCAUAUUUCCGCCGACGCCAAAGAUUUUAUAACGAAACUUUUGGUUAAAGACCCAGCAAAACGGAUGACCGCCAAGCAAUGUCUCGAACAUAAAUGGUUGAGAAGAGAUAAACCUGCGAAGACCGAUGAGAAGGCUCUUUCCAAAGUGAAACUUAAACAUUUCGUCAUACGUCGACGAUGGCAGAAAGCGGUUAAUGCCAUUCUGGCCCUUCAUCGGAUGGGAGCGACGGUAUAGACACUUUCACUGACAUUUGGGCAUUUGUCUCUGCAGUUUGUUGUGCAGUAAGGUUCUGUUAUAAACCAGCAUUAAGAAAAAAAAUUUUUAAAAGAAGUGUAAAUUCAAUCAUGUAGAGUAUAAAUUUUCCAUUCCGUGCGUGUGUGCAUUGUAAAUAACGUUGUCUUUUGCAUUGUGUUUGAUUGUGAGAAAUCGGCAUCGUCUUUUACCGCGUUCAGAUACAUACAGUACAUACGUGUAAUACGAUAGAAUAGUACGAUGCAAUUGUGUGCCUAUUUUUCGUCCGUGGUGACAAGAGCUAUUAAAUUUUUAAGUUUAA